AGAGGAAUGGCUUUUGUCGUAUCAGCAAUGACUCAUCAGUUGUCAGACCCUGUUGUUCUUGCCUUAUUGGCAUUUCAUCAAACACUUUCCUAACAAUGUUUAUUUUCCCCGUCGACCAAAAACAAACAAGGGAAAAAAAAGACAAAGAUAAAACCUUCCUAAAAAAUUAGAGAGUUAAAGCCACAAUCUUCCACGCGCUUUAAAACGAAGUUUAAACUACGUACCAACCACUAGAUCCACUUAUUGUGCGAAUUUUUAUCAGGCCGGCGCCUUAAGGAAGCGCGUGGAAAUUCCUCGCGUCCCCCUGAAUGUUUGUUUUUGUUGACCUAAUCGGCUGCGAACGAGAGCUCACUCUCUUAUCGUGAAGCGCUAUGACCUUCUAUGAUAACUGCAUAAAUCAACCAUGUCCUUCCUCUUGAUCUCCCCCUCGACUCGGAUCACGAAUCGUUUGACUCGUUUAGCGUUUUCCAUCUGUAGAAUACCCCUCCGCGUCUUGACUCAGUAACUCGAAAUAAAAGAUGGAGCCGAUGGAUAUCGUAGGGAAGUCGAAGGAGGACGCUUCGCUUCCCAAAGCAACUAUGACCAAAAUUAUAAAGGAGAUGUUACCACCAGAUGUGCGUGUUGCAAGAGAUACUCAAGAUCUUUUGAUUGAGUGUUGUGUAGAGUUUAUUAAUCUUAUUUCAUCAGAGUCCAAUGAAGUUUGUAACAGAGAGGAGAAACGAACAAUAGCACCUGAGCAUGUACUCAAGGCUUUAGGGGUUCUUGGGUUUGGAGAGUACAUUGAAGAGGUAUAUGCUGCAUAUGAGCAACACAAGAUUGAGACCAUGGACUCUUUGAAAGGUGGCAAAUGGAGCAAUGGAGCAGAGAUGACCGAGGAAGAAGCAGUAGCUGAGCAGCAGAGAAUGUUUGCUGAGGCACGAGCGAGAAUGAACGGUGGUGCCGUUGCCCCCAAGCAACCAGAUCCUGACCCAAGUUUAGAGAGCUAACUUUUUAGGACUUAUUUUCUUUUACCAUAGGCAAGCUUCGUUGACUCUUCCAUUAGUGGUUCUAAGUUCUAAUCUCAGUAUAUUAUGUACAAAAAAAGCCAUUGGUUAGUGCACUGGCCUAUGUGGAUAUUUGUAACACUUUUAUCUAUGGAUGCUUUCU
Durio zibethinus is the source of this 1146-nucleotide messenger RNA. It is a transcript of the gene NF-YB13, whose product is annotated as nuclear factor Y, subunit B13. Gene Ontology annotation, molecular function: protein heterodimerization activity. NCBI's taxonomy places the organism in Eukaryota, Viridiplantae, Streptophyta, Magnoliopsida, Malvales, Malvaceae. The record is from RefSeq and is a predicted model, not a curated record.